Molecule: messenger RNA, 2642 nt
Organism: Hemicordylus capensis (graceful crag lizard)
Lineage: Eukaryota; Metazoa; Chordata; Lepidosauria; Squamata; Cordylidae
Gene: ANO10
Product: anoctamin 10
Exons: 12
Coding region: 16-1971 (651 amino acids)
Biological process (GO): chloride transmembrane transport
Cellular component (GO): plasma membrane
Molecular function (GO): chloride channel activity
Source: RefSeq, a predicted model, not a curated record
GUGAUUGCCCAAAACAUGAAGAUAAGCUGGUCUGCAUAUGACACAUCUGCAACUAAUUUCAGACCUUUGGUGGUAAUUGAGCUUGCAAAAGACAUUAAAGAUGAAACGAAGGAAUGGCUGACACAAAAGAUUGUAGAGAAGAAGAAAAAUGGAGGAGCCCAGCUUCUGGUUAAACCCUUGGUAGAGGAUGGGGAAAAAAUAGAAGGAAACCACAACAUAUAUCUUGUUGGAGCAUCUCCCUUGCGGCUGCUUCUAGGAGCUGAAACAGUGGGGUUGGUGAAAGAAUGUAAUGAUAAUACAAUGAGAGCCUUUACAUACACCACCAGAAAAGCCUUCAAAGAUUUUGCAGAAGACAACCAUGACUUCCUAACAAUGGCAGAGUGUCAGUAUGUCAUCAAACAUGAACUUGAAAACCUGAGAGCUAAAGAUGAAAAUAUGAUCCCUGGCUAUCCUCAGGCAAAGCUUUAUCCAGGAAAAUCAAUUAUACGAAGGUUAAUAACUAAUGGUAUUCUAAUUCAGAUUUUUCCACUUCAUGACACAGAAGAAUUAAAGAAACUCAAGCACACAUGGUGUGGUCAAGUGAAAGUUAGGUACCAGCCCUUAGAUGAAAUUCGUUGUUACUUUGGUGAAACAAUUGCUGUCUAUUUUGCCUUUUUGGAAUACUUCACACUUGCUUUGGUGCCAAUGGCUGUCAUUGGAAUUCCUUAUUAUUUCUUUGACUGGGAAGAUUAUGACAAGUAUGUGAUGCUUGCAGCAUUCAAUCUGCUUUGGUCUACGAUUAUCCUUGAAGUUUGGAAGCGCUGUUGUGCUGUUAUGGCCUACAGGUGGGGAACGCUGUUGAUGAAGCGACAGUUUGAGGAACCCAGACCAGGAUUCCAUGGAGUUUUAGGUAUCAAUCCUGUGACUGGGAGAGAAGAGCCAGUGUACUCUAGCUUUAAAAGACAAUUACGGAUUUAUUUGGUUUCCUUGCCAUUUGUGUGCCUUUGCCUCUACCUCUCGCUUCAUAUCAUGAUGAUUUACUUUAACUUGGAACACCAGGCAUAUUUAUAUCAUGAAGAGAACCAGUCUGAAUUGAGCAGCUUGAUGUUAUAUGUCCCCAGCAUAAUUUAUGCUGUUGUGAUUGAAAUUCUAAACCGCAUAUAUCGAUAUGCUGCAGAGUUCUUGACCUCAUGGGAAAACCAUAGAUUGGAAUCUUCACAUCAGAAUCACCUAGUCCUGAAAGUCUUAGUGUUCAACUUUUUAAACUGCUUUGCCUCGUUAUUCUACAUUGCUUUCGUCUUGUUUGAUAUGAAACUUUUGAGACAGAGUCUGGCAACUUUGCUGAUAACUUCACAAAUCCUUAAUCAGUUCGUUGAAGCUGUAUUGCCUUACUGGCUCCAAAAGAGACGGACUAAGAGUGUCAAGAAAAAGGUGAAAGCGUUGGACAUAGAUACUGACCUGUCUUUACUUGAGCAAGUUAAUUUGGAAAAAGGAAUGGAUACCUAUUUGGGUACUUUUGAUGAUUAUUUGGAGUUGUUUUUACAGUUUGGCUAUGUAAGCCUUUUUUCAUGUGUCUACCCUUUGGCAGCUGUUUUUGCAGUGCUAAACAACAUCACAGAGAUAUACUCUGAUGCCUUAAAAAUGUGCAGCAUCUUUAAACGCCCAUUUUCAGAACCCACAGCAAACAUUGGUGUUUGGCAGUUGGCUUUUCAGACUAUGACUGUUAUAUCUGUAGUUACCAAUUGUGUCCUGAUUGGCAUGUCACCCCAAGUGAAUGCACUGUUUCCAGACUCAAAAAUGGAACUUAUCCUGAUUGUGGUGUUGGCAGAGCAUUUAAUUAUAGCUAUGAAGUUUCUUAUGGCAUUUGUGAUUCCUGAUAAACCACGAGAUAUUCAGAUAAAAUUGGCAAGACUAGAAUUUGAAUCUCUGGAGGCACUCAAGCAGCAGCAAAUGAAGUUGGCAGCAGAGUCCCUGAAAGAAGAAACACGCUAAGAUAAACUGAGCAUCUGCAAGAUAUAAAGUUUACAAGUAUUAACAGCAAGAAAUGCCUGAUAUUUUCACUUCAGAACAUUACAUAUCCUUAUUCACCACUUAAAGCCUAACCCAAAGAAAAACUGUUUCUCCUUUUCCUUUGGCACACAAUGUAGAGCUUGACUGAAGCCUUUGCCAGAUCUGGCUACAGUCACCAGUAUAUGAAACGAAAUAUAAGUGUCCCUUAAGGAUGCAAGUAUUAAUUGUAACUGUAUAAUCCUGAACUGCAGGCUUAAAAAGAAAAAGCAUUCUGGAGGCAGCAGUAGUCAUAGCUUCAUAUCCCCCAUGGCAGUUAAACAAUUUUAUCCUCACACUAGAAUAUUUAAUCACUAUUUUUUAGGUGGCUUAUUAGAUAGCUCCCUGCAUUUAUGAAGACAUGAAUCUAAGUCUUGUUUAAAGUAUAGUGUGACAUAUAAAUCUGUCCCUUAGGACCAAUUCAGUGCAAGGUUUUUUGUUUUAAGAAAUGUGUGCUGUAAAGUGUAUGAAACUGUAUCAUAGCUUUAAAACCUGUGCCCUAGUCAAAUUAUUUGUUUUAAGGAGCUGGUAAAUAAAGCAUGAAGCAAGCCUCAAGCAUCUUGACCUAGUUCCAAGAAGGUGUACCAAGAGAGCCAUUAAAACAUUGUCAUUGUGAA